GAUCUUUUUCGAGACAUACUCUAACUUUCUGAGGUGUGUUCAUCCAAUCACUUAAAAUACUGAAAAUCUCCUAACCUUUUAUUGUGCUGACGUGUAAUCAUCACGUCAUUUCUUUCUACUGAUUCAUCAAUGUUAUUGUGUACAAAUCCAUCCUAACUUCGGCUAUCCUUCCUAGAAUGUUCAUUCUGCCAUUCUAUGAAUAGUUAAAUUUGACAACUUCAUCAAAUUUCGUCAAUUUUAGUUAGCCUACAUCUUUGUAAACUUCCAUAUCAAUCAACACAUUCCUGUCAAAUCUAUGAGAACCGAAUUGGUUGAUUAUUCUGACUCAGAUUCAUCUGAACAAAGUGUAUCUUCAUUAUUUGAACAUAAAAGUGAAGAUUCUGUUGAUUCAUCGGAUCAAAUUCCACAUGGUGCCUUACAAGAUGAUUAUACAAAUAAGGAAGAUUUUUUUAAUUUAAAGGAUGCUGAUCAAGAUGGUAACGAUAAGUUCUGGACGUCGACAAUACAUAAUAAUGAUUUACUACCGAGUAAAAUACCAGUUAUUAAGGAAGAUCAACUGUCUUCAUCAAUAAAAGAAGGAGAAAGCACAUUCUAUCAGAAAAAUGCUUCCAGUCAAAAGAAACAAGACGCUGAAACUACACAUUGUAACAAUAAAUCUUCCAUUGCUUAUGUAAUCAAUCAUGAGGCGUCUAAUAUUUCGUGUACAAAUGAAACUUUAAUCUAUCCUCGUUUAACUCUUCAUUGGCCAUAUCUUGCAUUAUGUGGACCAUUAUGUCGACAGUUAGAUCAGUCAGCUGAUCAUGUAUCAUCUCAUAUCUUGAUAUGGAAACUUCCAUAUCAUCAUACUUUAAGUAAACCUACACUAAUCUGUGACCAUGAAAUUCAUAUAAACCAUCAACGUUUUUUCUCAUCAUCAUCAGGAGCAGCAGCAUCACCUUCAUGUUCGCCUAUAAGACGAGAUUAUUAUUGUUGGACAAGAUUUUUUCCUGCUGAAAUAGAUUCACAAUGUUUACAAUUAAUAACAGCUACCAGUAUGGGAUACAUAGAAAUUUGGGAUAUUAAUUAUGGAUACCAAACGAUUAAUAAAAAUACAUGGAAAAAAAUUCGAGAAUUUAAUGUUUCCUUACAAACUGGUCCAUUAUUACGCUGUGCAUCAUUACCAAUUGAAGAAUCAUCAAAUAGUUUGCUAACUAGCGGGAUUAGCGGUAUAAUUAGCUUAUGGGAUCUACGUGUGCCAAUGUCUAGUCGACCUCAGUUGAAAUUUUCGCAUACAGAAUUAAAAGCUUCAAUGGCUGAUCUGCUUUGGCUGAAUCAGUAUCAUUUUAGUUCAUGCUCAGAUACUGUGGAUCGUAAUGUAUGUGAGCAUAAUGUAGGUGUAUGGGAUACACGCUUUGCCAAACCAAUAUCACAUCAAUUAUAUCAAGAACGUUGGGGAUGCAAUAGACUAGCUUUAAAACCGAAAUCUUAUUCCAGCCAAACAAUUUGUUUUGCUGUACAAACUCAAGGUGAUGCAAUUAUAGAAAUUAAUGGAAAAAGUAUGAAACGAUCUACAACAUCAAAUCGAUUAUCUUAUCAUUUAGAGAAACGUUGGCGUUAUGAAGGUCAUCAAAUUCAAGGUCAUCCUCUAGGUUUAGCCUAUAAUCCUUCAGGAAGAUUAUUGGCUAGUGGUUCAUGGUCAUUGUCUAGUCCAGUUAUAUGGUGGUCAGCUAUGCUCAAAAAUAACACAUGUCAACCAAUGAUAACAUCAAUGUUGAAAAAGUUGCCAGAGAUUAAAGUAUCUCCAAAUUCUAUGAUUACUGAUGUAGUCUGGAUACCGAAUCAAUUUGUUCCCAAUGAAUUUGAUAGUCUUAUAGCUGUUCAAUUAAAUGGCAAUAUUAUUGUAUAUAAUAUACUAUAAUUACUACUUACUGACAUACUUGUUGUUCUCCGUUGUUUUAUUGAAUCGAAUUGUUUGACCUCUAUUGGCAUAUGGGCUGUUAUGUGGAUGCCUCGAUAUUGAUUGCCUGGAUGUUAAUUAUGAUAAUUUGGCUGGUUGUGGCUAGCAGAAGAAUCCAAGACGCGCGUUCCGUCUUAUUUGGGACACGUCAGCUGGAUUCACCUGCACCCCAGUGAUGUUGUUCCCACCGAGACUCGAACCUCUUACCCAUCGCUUCAAACGUCAAGGCGUUGUCCAGUGUGCCACAGAGGAACGAUAACCACUUCUUGUACAACGGGUCAUAGUUAUUACUAUUUAUUGUCAUAGUUGUUAUUCUCCGUUGUUUUGUUGGAUUGAAUUGUUUGACGUCUAUUGGCAUAUGGGCUCCUAUACGGAUGCCUCGAUAUUGCCUGAAUGUUAAUUAUGAUAAUUAUUAAUCAUUGUUUGUGGCUAG
This is a messenger RNA of Heterobilharzia americana, 2369 nucleotides long. Lineage: Eukaryota; Metazoa; Platyhelminthes; Trematoda; Strigeidida; Schistosomatidae. The record is from the annotation of a GenBank genome assembly.